Messenger RNA from Limulus polyphemus (Atlantic horseshoe crab), 1394 nucleotides. RefSeq lists its product as uncharacterized. The transcript has 3 exons. The record is from RefSeq and is a predicted model, not a curated record. NCBI's taxonomy places the organism in Eukaryota, Metazoa, Arthropoda, Merostomata, Xiphosura, Limulidae. The coding region runs from base 29 to 394 and encodes 121 amino acids.
UUCUUCAAGGUCAUCAGAUGAAGAGAACAUGGUGGUUUCAGAUAGAGAUGUUCGAGUAUUUCCCCACGAUUGUGUUCUGGACAGUUGUAAAUACUCUUGUCAAGGGAAUUGUCAGCUGUGCACCCGAUGCCUCAAUGAUGAGGAAAAAUAUAUUCUAAAGGAAGCUUACCGAGAACAUCUAAGAAGAGGAAACUGCAGGCGUGUUAUUCCUUCUAGUACAUAUGAAAAAGAAGCUAACCAAACAAAACUGAUAGAUCUUAGCCACCUGAGUUCCAGAAAUGCUUUAUUGAAACGAUGGUUCCAGGAAAGUGCUUGCAAGAUCCUACUUGGUGUAUCUAAAGCCAAAAGGAGAAAGUUCAGGAAUCCCAUGUCAUUACAUGAGAGGUGUCUAUAGGAUUGUGUGAAGCUACAAAAAACGAAAGGGGUUUUAAGAUCCUAUUUGUAAAAACCAUAAUUCAGGAACUUACUUGUGAUUCAAUCCAUGAUUGUACUUGUUAUUUUUAAUGUCAGAAGGAAAAAUGUGUUUAUGUUUAGUAAAAGAAGUAACAAGAUGUAUAAAUAUUGAUUUUUUCAAAUGGCAUUUUUAUCAGGAUGUUUGAACUGUAUUUUUGUAUUUCUAAGCAGGAUACAUAUUUAUCAUGAUGUUUGAACUGUAUUUUUAAGCAGGAUACAUAUUUAUUAGUAUGUUUGAACUGCAUUUUGGUAUUUUUAAGCAGGAUGCAUAUUUAUUAGUAUGUUUGAACUGUAUUUUUAAGCAGAAUACAUAUUCAUCAUGAUGUAUUUGAACUGUAUUUUUAAGCAGGAUACAUAUUCAUCACAAUGUUUUAAUUGUAUUGUUAAGCAGGAUGCAUGUUUGUCAUUUAUUACGAAUGGUGCUAGGUUAAUAAAUGAGCAGAUGUUACUGUUUGUUAUUUAAUUAAUAUUUGUAAUUGAAAUAUAAUGCUCUGUAUACAUCUUGAAACACAAGGAGUCAAAGGGAGGAUUGACCUGUUGUUCAGAUUGGUUGUGAUUUAAACAAAAACCAGUUCUUACAACACUUGUAAUAGUUUUAUGUUGUAGCUAUGAAAAACACUGAUGUUUGUUUAUUUGGUUGAGAUGCCCUGAAGCAUGCAUGUAUAUGAUUACACACAUGCACACAAUGAUGUUAAGUUGUUAUAAAAUUUGGUGAAUAACAUGUUUACUUGAAAGCUAGUUUCUACUUGGUUUGUCCAUUUUACUAAUUCUAUAAGUUUAUUGACAGGAGCUGAAUGGUUUUUAUAUUUUUAGGUAUUUUCUCUGUUUUCAUUGUGGAACUGUUGAAAAAGGCUCUUUACUUAUAACUUGUAAAGCUAUUUUUUUACUAAGAAUCUACUUUUGUACAUCAUUUCUGAAGCAAUAAAAAUGGUUUUGAUGUA